Penicillium daleae is the source of this 3378-nucleotide messenger RNA. RefSeq names its product GTPase-activating protein. NCBI's taxonomy places the organism in Eukaryota, Fungi, Ascomycota, Eurotiomycetes, Eurotiales, Aspergillaceae. The coding region runs from base 1 to 3378 and encodes 1125 amino acids. The transcript is spliced from 3 exons. The record is from RefSeq and is a predicted model, not a curated record.
AUGAUGUCUUUAUCCUCUUUUGUUCAAAAGGCCUCAUCGCUGAUUGACCCGGCCAACUUCAACAUUCCUUCACUCUCCUCCAACGACAACAAUCCCUCCAAGGCUUCGCUAUUCCGCCAGCAGUUCCGUCUCCCCGAUUCGCAGAACCCUUUGCAAGAAAUUACUGCCGAACUGAUCCUUCCUCUGCCAAACUCUUCCUCUGACUCCGCAGAUGGUUCCCGCCGGGUAGAUCGAGCUGGCAAUCGCUACACUGGCCGCUUGCAUCUCAGCGAGCGAUUCAUCUGCUUCUCAACACAACCGACCAGCUUCAUACCCUCUUCGACACUGAGUGCUUCAACCAGUUGGACUGGACAAACGCAUGGCACAGGACCUUCUGGCAAUGGCUUCACUUUGCCGCUUUCCUCUAUUCGCCGUGUCGAACGACUCCACAGUGCUCGAGACGUGUUCUCCUUGGCAUUGACAACAUGGAAUGGAUUGCUGAACAAACAGCAAGAGCCCAAUUUCGCACCUCAGCGACUCAUCCUUCAGCUUGUCGGCAGCAGGCAGGCCUGCGAAAGAUUCUGCGACUGCUUGAAGAAGGGUCUGCGAGAGGGCAUGAAGGAGGUCGAUAACCUGAGAAACGUUGUUACAGACUGCUACUCCGAGUACUUGCUUUCCGGUACGAAGGCGAAAGAUGCUACUGACGGCGAAGGGCGGCAACCUCCGGAUGCUGGACUGGGCAUGCUCUUCCGCUAUCCCGGCGAUGCGCGGAAGCUUCGAGAUCGCAGCAAGAUGAGACUUUGGGGUGAAUACUUCCGAGAAAAUGGCCGUAACAGUACUCUUGUUAGGCAACCGACUUUCCACAAGCUUAUCCGAGUUGGUUUGCCAAAUAGGUUACGCGGAGAGAUUUGGGAACUCACGUCGGGCUCGAUGUUUCUUCGUAUUCGGUCACCCAAGCUCUACGUAGAGACACUGGCCAAGUUUGACGGCCAGGAAUCUCUCGCUAUCGACGAAAUUGAGAAGGAUUUGAACCGCAGUUUACCCGAGUAUCCCGGCUUCCAGAGCGAAGAGGGUAUUGGCCGACUGCGACGAGUCCUGACUGCCUAUAGUUGGACCAAUGCUGAAGUUGGCUAUUGUCAAGCCAUGAACAUCGUCGUUGCCGCAUUACUGAUAUAUAUGUCCGAGGCCCAGGCCUUUUUCCUUCUCUCCGUUCUCUGUGACCGUCUCCUGCCCGGCUACUAUUCCACAACAAUGUACGGAACGCUACUUGACCAAAAAGUCUUCGAGUCCCUGGUGGAGAAGACCAUGCCCGUUCUUUGGGAACAUCUCGCCAAAUUCGAUGUACAGCUUUCCGUCGUUUCUCUUCCCUGGUUCCUUUCUCUGUAUAUCAACUCGAUGCCUCUCGUCUUUGCUUUUCGUGUGUUGGAUGUUUUCUUCCUAGAGGGUCCCAAGGUCUUGUUCCAGGUCGGACUUGCUAUUCUUCGCAUCAACGGCGAGGAGCUUCUCGACAUUCAAGAUGACGGAUCGUUUAUCUCCGUGCUCAAGUCAUAUUUCUCUCGCCUUGACGAGUCAGCUCACCCCAGAUCGGAGAACCCUAAGCUGCGUGCUAUCACCCGCUUCCAGGAGCUGAUGGUGGUAGCUUUCAAGGAAUUCUCUGGUAUCACGCAUAGCACCAUUACUGAGCAACGUGAGAAGCACAAGGACGCCGUGCUAGACAACAUUGAAAGCUUUGCAAAGCGAACUUCGAUCCGCAAUCUCGGCCCUGAAAGCAAGCGCCUGAGUGUGGAUGAUCUUGGCACAAUUUACGACCGCUUCUACGAGACUUUGUACCAAUGGGAACAACAUCAAAAACUCGCCGAGGAAGAGAGAAAACGCCAGGAAAAGAAAAAGUCAGAACGUCAAUCCGUUCUCGGACCACCUGUAGAUAGGCAGGUCGGUCGAGUGGGUCUUGGACCCAGCCCUACUCACAUGGACUAUGAUGCUUUCCGAGAGUUCCUGGCUGCGACAUCCAAGUGGGCUGUUUCCGAUACUCCCGCUCCUGCCAGAAAGGAUUCGUCACCUUCGGGCUAUAGCAGUCUCAGAGGCAAUGGCAAGUCGUUGCUGUGGGCUAACCGACGUCAACCCGCUGAUCAUGAGUUCAUGCAGCGGUUGUACCGCAAGUGGGCUACUGAUCCUGAGGAGGGCCUGAGUCUACAGAACGUGGUAAAUGGCCUGGCACGUCUCAAGGGAUCACCGGAUAUCAUGAACAACAUCAAUUACUUCUUUACUCUCUACGAUGACAGUGGCAAUGGUGAAGUUGACCGAGAGGGUAUCCUCAAGAUGUCGGAGGCACUGCUUUUCCUCUCUCGCCGUGGGUUCGAGGGAACUAUCACAGCUACACAGUCCCUGGAGGACCUAAGUAGCCCACGAGGUAGUGAGGCUGAUCAGAACAGGCUGGCCACCGAUGAGAAAUUCCUGGGCAGUGUCAGCGCGUUCAUUCGUCGCUGCUUCGAAUACGCCGACCCCAGCCAUCCCGACAACCAAAAGGCUGUCUUCUCAGAUACCACCACGGAAGUAACCGAGAAACUUGACUCCUUUGCAAUCGGUGAUGAUGAAGAGGACCUUAUCGAUGUCAAUGACAAUGAUCAACAGAAAACAUCGCCGGCAGCCGUGUCUUCCCCUAAACCGACAGAGUCGAGUGAGCAGAACCGGCCUAGAUCCGAGUCUGCCAACCCAGCUCUGGACCCUAAUAACCCACUCCACAUCACCCUUCCUACUUUGCGAAUGGUCGUCUUGGCCGACGAGCUCCUUGAACAAUUCUUCGAGUCUUACUUCCCGCAAUCAUUCCAUCUCUCCGAUCAUCCCCACCCCGCCUCGCUCGCCGCAUCUUCCUCUCUCUCCUCCAACCUGACCACUUUCUCCAAUCUCGGCCACGCCCGUCCGUCUGCUUCCGCCGUUGCAGGCGCGCCCGUUGCUGGUGCCUCCGGAGGCAUCGUUCCACCGGGCAAGGGCCUCCGUGGCGUCCUCGACAACAUCGUCACAGACGGCAUCCGCAUGGCCGCCGAAGUCAAGAAGCGCAUGGACGAGGCCCAGCGCGAACUAGAGCGCAACGCUCUGGGUGGCCGCGACGAAGAAGAUGACGAAGACGAGGAUGAUGACUAUCCCUCUCGUCAAGGCGCGUCUACCGCCACGAUGGCUGGCGGUAUCUCUAGCUGGGGUGCCGGCGCGUACGGUGCAGAUCCUGAACGCCGCAGUGUGCGCGAGGCAGAUCGUGACCUUCUCGAAGGGGCCGAGGCGGAGGUACUUAGUCUCCGUCCUACCAAGGAGGAGGCAUCGAGCCAGAGCAGGCACAGAGCGAAAUCACCUGCGUCAGUGCAUGACCCAGAGAUCGUGAGCAAGGUUGUUGAGUUUGAAUCAUGA